AUGGUUGGUUUUGGAUCAGCAAAGGACCAGAAGAAGAAUCAUGAGGAGGUUGCAGAUAUCCCCGCGCACUUGUCCGACUUGCACUGCUUCACCGAGACAGACAACUGUAUAACCACAACAAUGAUGGACCUCCCUGGCUACCGCAUCACCAAAGUCCUCGGAGCAGUCUACGGAAUUACGGUACGCUCACGCAACAUCGCCGCAGGAAUCGGCAUGGUUAUAAAGAGCAUGGCAGGCGGCGAACUGACCUGGUUCACUUCGAUGCUGUACUCUUGCCGCAACGACUCUAUCAGCCGGGUUGUGCAAGAAACGAAGAGGAGAGGGGGAAAUGCCAUCAUUUGCCUGCGCUUUGAGACGGGAGAUCUGGGAGGCUUUGCGCAGGCGAGUGCCUAUGGGACUGCUUGUGUGGUUGAGAAGAUUGAGGGCGCCAACGUUGAGGCGCCUCAGUUGACGCAUUAA
Molecule: messenger RNA, 459 nt
Organism: Fusarium mangiferae
Lineage: Eukaryota; Fungi; Ascomycota; Sordariomycetes; Hypocreales; Nectriaceae
Exons: 3
Coding region: 1-459 (152 amino acids)
Source: RefSeq, a predicted model, not a curated record